This is a messenger RNA of Branchiostoma belcheri (Belcher's lancelet), 840 nucleotides long. RefSeq lists its product as uncharacterized. Lineage: Eukaryota; Metazoa; Chordata; Leptocardii; Amphioxiformes; Branchiostomatidae. The coding region runs from base 1 to 840 and encodes 279 amino acids. The record is from RefSeq and is a predicted model, not a curated record. The transcript has 6 exons.
AUGCGUCCAGGACUGACUCCUUGCUUGUGGUGCCACAUCACGCAGGAGGAGAUCAGGGACAAAGACAACUGUCGCCUGAGAAUCCCGCCCAGAACUCUGAACAGCUUGGCUGAAGACCACCUGAAGAUUGUGCGUGAUGGCAAAGGGGCGCACAAACUCGCCAAGCUGUACCACAAUGCCAUUGCACCGGUUAUGUUUGACGUGCCCAUAGACCAGGUUGUGAUACCUGGUCUACACAUAAGCCUGGGCAUAUACUUGAAGCUCUUUAAGCUCAUGGAGGAUGAGCUCCACGAUAUAGAUCUUAAGUUGCAGACCUACCUCACAGCAGUCCUGGAGGAAGGGGAGGUCACCAAGGAGGAGCUGUUGGCAGACGAGCACCUCGGCCGAUUCAAGGCGUACGUGUCUGCCAUCGAUGAGGCUCGGGCCCUGGACGACAAAGCCGAUGCCCUUGAGGAGGAACUUGAAGAGGAGGAGAGUCAGCUUGCAUGGCUGGCAUACAGCAGCGGUGCUGGGGAUGAAAUGGCAGAGGCUGUGUUUCAGGAGGCCUGCAGCACAGUCCAGGAUCUAUAUGAGGAGAAGGAAAAGCUGAGGGAGAAGGCCGCUGAGGUAAGGAAGAAGGCAUCAGUCAAGGUUGGACAGGGUCCACUGACUUCGCAGCUGGACCCUGUGCUUCAGAAGUUCAGAGUUCAGCGGCAGGCCUACCACAGCCAAUCCUUCAUUGGCAACCAUGUAAACACAAUGCUUCAGGAUAAAGCCAUAGAUGAACUCACAUCUGUUACAUCGUCAGUAGUCUCUUCAUUGAUGGACAACAACCGCUCAAAAGUACAAGUGGCUUUUUGA